AUGCAUUCGUACGCAGAGCUAAAUACUAACGAAGCGACUCUAAGCUUAAACGCUCAGUUCCAUGGCCGAACUUUUAGCUUCACGCUCCCGCCUAGCGUCACGAGCGCGCGUAUCCGCGCCGAGAUCCUCCUCCCGGCUACGAAGAGAACGACGGAGGAAUACCUUAUUGCGAACCUCGAUAGCUCGGGCUUUCAGGAAUACCAGGGUGAUUUAGAUCCGCAUACGCCUACUGCGGUUCAGGACGCCACUGUUCAUAACAAUGCUCGCGAUUCUGUUUAUGAAUUGACGGCUCAGACUGCGGAUUUAGACGAGCGCUUCCGCAAGCGUGGAAGCACUAACUUCUUAAAUAGGGGCGACUUUAACGGUAUAACUAAUCCGAUCCCUCGUCCUGCGGCGGCUGCGUCUAGAUUAGUUCGUUCUUCUAGCUUAUACUUAAACAACACCGCGUCUGUACCUAGGCCAGAGCUCUCUUCUAGCAUAACCUUCAACAGCGCGGGGUCUAGACAUGCUGAUACUGUUAAGCAGCACACCUAUACUCCAACUUUGCAUAAUAUGCCCGCUUCACAGACCAAACUCCCUGCGCAUUAUCGGGAGAACUAG
Aplosporella prunicola CBS 121167 is the source of this 600-nucleotide messenger RNA. RefSeq lists its product as uncharacterized. The transcript is spliced from 3 exons. Bases 1 to 600 code for a protein of 199 amino acids. Lineage: Eukaryota; Fungi; Ascomycota; Dothideomycetes; Botryosphaeriales; Aplosporellaceae. The record is from RefSeq and is a predicted model, not a curated record.